AUGCACGAAAACCUCGAAAAACCGAUUUUUCACGAAAAAACACCCUCGAAACCUCGUAUACCACGUUCUCGGGUAGCUCAAGUUGAAGAGCAUGUCAAGUUACAUAUCUAUACCAAUUUUCAGAAUGAAGAUGUAUCAAUCGAUAUGGAUAAUCAGACAAAUGAAUUUUUAUCAUAUUUAUUUUUCAAUGAUGUUAAACGAGCUAAAGAAUUACUUUAUCGGAUGAAGGAUCCUAUUGUUGCAUGUUUGAUUGCGUCAAGUGUGUUCAAUACAGCUGCAGAAAUAAUUGGAUCUAACGAUUAUAAAACGACAUACCAAGAGCAAGCUGAUGCUGUUCAUGAUGCAUGCAACAAAAUAUGGUUCGGUGAUAUUGAGACAAAAGGAGCAUACAUUCAUGUUAAACUAUCUUUAACAAUAUUGUUAUUUCCCAUUGCACCACUUUUCGUACUUUGUGGCUUUAUACCAUUCAGAGCUGACUUAAAGAAGGGAAAAGGAGAACAAAUAAAAGGAUUUUAUCGAGCACCAGUUAUUGUAUUUUAUCACACCCUUUUAUUUUCUGUUGGAUGUCUGACAGUGUUUGAUUAUGUUCUGCUGGCUGGUUAUUAUCCGAUGAAUAUUUUUGGUGAAUUUCGUGGCAGAUCAAGAGGUUGGAAAAUACCUCGAUCAGAAAUUGUCUUACAUAUUUGGUUGUGGAGUAUCAUACUUGAAGAAAUAUUGAAAAUAUUCUUGAAAUAUUCAUUUAUAGUGUAUUCAAGCGGUACUACUUCAUGGCAAUAUAAAAGAGUAUUUUCGGCAUACGUGGAAGGUUCUAGGUUGUUCACAUAAAACCACAUAAAAUGAUUGCUGAUCCCAAAGGAUACCAUAGCAAAUUGUACCCAUCAAAUGUUGAAGCUCUGCCAGCCGAUUUUCAGCCAACGUGGAAAGAUGAAGAUUUUGAAUUCUGCAGAGAACAAAA
This is a messenger RNA of Didymodactylos carnosus, 955 nucleotides long. The record is from the annotation of a GenBank genome assembly. NCBI's taxonomy places the organism in Eukaryota, Metazoa, Rotifera, Eurotatoria, Philodinida, Philodinidae.